This is a messenger RNA of Passer domesticus (house sparrow), 4074 nucleotides long. It is a transcript of the gene TEAD3, whose product is annotated as TEA domain transcription factor 3. The transcript is spliced from 14 exons. The record is from RefSeq and is a predicted model, not a curated record. Gene Ontology annotation, molecular function: DNA-binding transcription factor activity, RNA polymerase II-specific; RNA polymerase II cis-regulatory region sequence-specific DNA binding. Gene Ontology annotation, cellular component: transcription regulator complex. Gene Ontology annotation, biological process: hippo signaling; embryonic organ development; positive regulation of transcription by RNA polymerase II. NCBI's taxonomy places the organism in Eukaryota, Metazoa, Chordata, Aves, Passeriformes, Passeridae. The coding region runs from base 264 to 1562 and encodes 432 amino acids.
UGGCUCGGUGCGCGGUCCCGGGAGCCCGCCGCGCUCCCCGCAUUCCUCCGCCCGCCCGGCCCGGCCCGGCCCCGGCCCCGCUCCGGCCCCGGCCCCGCUCCCGGCACCGCGGCCGGCCCAGCCCCUCCGGAGCACGGAGCAGCAGGUUGUCCCAUAUCCGUGGGGGCUCAGGGUCGGAGCCCAGAGCAGCCAGCACCAUAGCGUCCAACAGCUGGAACGCCAGCGGCAGCCCUGGGGAGGGGCGGGAAGAUGGCCAGGACGGCAUGGACAAGAGUCUGGACAAUGAUGCCGAGGGAGUGUGGAGUCCAGACAUCGAGCAGAGCUUCCAGGAGGCGCUGGCGAUCUACCCACCCUGCGGCAGGAGGAAAAUCAUCCUCUCAGAUGAGGGCAAGAUGUACGGUCGUAACGAGCUGAUCGCCCGCUACAUCAAGCUGCGAACGGGGAAGACCCGGACGAGGAAGCAGGUGUCCAGCCACAUACAGGUUCUAGCUCGGAAGAAGGUGCGGGAGUACCAGGUUGGCAUCAAGGUCUCUAGCCACUUGCAGGUUCUUGCCCGACGGAAAUCUCGUGAGAUUCAGUCCAAGCUGAAGGCCAUGAACUUGGACCAGGUCUCGAAGGAUAAGGCUCUGCAGAGCAUGGCUUCCAUGUCCUCAGCGCAGAUCGUGUCAGCCAGCGUCCUGCAGAACAAGCUCAGCCCCCCUCCUCCUCUUCCUCAGGCCGUCUUCUCUGCUGCCCCCAGGUUUUGGAGUGGGCCUAUCCCAGGACAGCCUGGACCCUCUCAGGACAUUAAACCGUUUGCACAACCAGCUUACCCCAUCCAGCCACCCAUGCCUCCAUCACUAGCCAGUUACGAGCCCUUGGCUCCGCUCCCGCCAGCUGCCUCGGCCGUGCCGGUCUGGCAGGACCGCACCAUCGCCUCCGCCAAGCUCCGGCUCCUCGAGUACUCCGCCUUCAUGGAGGUGCCCCGGGAUGCUGAAACGUACAGCAAACACCUCUUCGUGCACAUCGGCCAGACGAACCCCUCCUACAGCGACCCCCUGCUGGAGGCCGUGGACAUCCGCCAGAUCUACGACAAGUUUCCCGAGAAGAAGGGCGGCCUCAAGGAGCUCUAUGAGCGUGGGCCCCAGAACUCCUUCUUUCUCGUCAAGUUUUGGGCGGAUCUGAACAGCACGAUCCAGGACGGGCCAGGGACCUUCUAUGGUGUCAGCAGCCAGUACAGCAGUGCAGAGAACAUGACCAUCACAGUCUCCACCAAGGUGUGCUCCUUUGGGAAGCAGGUCGUGGAGAAGGUGGAGACGGAGUACGCGCGGCUGGAGAACGGCCGCUUCGUCUACCGCAUCCACCGCUCCCCCAUGUGCGAGUACAUGAUCAACUUCAUCCACAAACUCAAGCACCUCCCGGAGAAGUACAUGAUGAACAGUGUCCUGGAGAAUUUCACCAUCCUGCAGGUCGUUACGAACAGGGAUACCCAGGAAACCUUGCUCUGCAUUGCCUUCGUUUUCGAGGUGUCCACCAGCGAGCACGGCGCCCAGCACCACGUGUACAAGCUGGUCAAGGACUAGGGGCCCCUGGGGACAGGCAGGGCCACGAGGGGCCUGCAGGGGAGGGAGGGGGCCCUGCAGAAAUGCCACCCGUGCCUGUUGCCUUGUGAGAAGUCAUUUGAAGACAGGAGGAGGAAGAAAAACAAUAGCCAAAAAAGACUGACUUGUGAUGAUCGCAGAUGUUUUCUACUUAGGAACAGUUUCUUUUUUUUUUUUUUUUUAAUAAAUAAAUAAAAUUACCAAAAAAAAAAAAAAGAAAAAAAGAAAAAGAAAAGAAGAAUGGGAAAGGAAGUGUAGGGAGAAAGGAAGGCCACAUCUGGUGCUGGAGAGGGAGAGAGCAGCCCUCGGUGUUGCUGAUGGAGGCCAGGAUCCCAGCGUGCCAGCAGCAGGACGAGGAGCAGAGGAGGAGCCCUCCUUCCACGCCAGCCUUGCUCAGAAGUGGCUCUGGGCCUGAGAGGAGAGGAGAGCAGCGAGCAUGGACGGGCAGGAGGAUGCAGCACCGUGCCAGGUCUGGAACUGGUGGGCAUGGCAGCGACAGCAGCGCUGGCACCGCGUGGCACAGCCCAGGGCACGGGGGAUGGACAGGCAGGGUGGGGCAGGGGGACACUGCCACCCCCAGGGGUGCUCCUUCUCCAUGCCCUGGGAACCAGUGAAGGCAUGAGGGCAUUGACAAUGCAAACCACGGGGGUUUAUGGCUCCUUUUUUUCCUUUUUUUUCCUUUUUUUUUUUUUUUUUUUUUUUAAUGAAAGUGCUUUUUAAUACUUUUUAAAAAGACACCAUGCUUGUAAUCAGGCUGAUGGCCCUCUGCAGUGCCAGGUGCUGCCCUCCCACCCUGCAUGGGAAGUGGCUUGUUUAGGGAAAGGUUUGGGGUGCCUCCACCUCUGGCUGGGAUUUGUGGGGGAUUCCUCGUGCUGUGUUCAGGAAUUGCACUUGGGGCUGGCCCAGGCUCAGUGUCCCCACUGUGGCUGCUUGCUGAGGAGUCGUGAGUGCAGAGCAGUGAGGGGCAGAUUGCCUGAUUUAUUUUGUGUAUGUACAUUUUCCUUGUUUCUUUUAUUUUUUUUGUUGUUCCUUCACCUUUUUUUUUGCCUUUUUUCUGCAAUGACUGUUCCAAACUGCUCCGUCCACUCUCCUGCAUCCUGUGGGGAGUGGCCAGGGAGGUGCAGGGAAAAACAUUGAGCAGUGCAGGGCCAAGCUGUCAGUGGGCAAGGAGAGAGACAGAGAGGGGACAGAGACCAGGAGGGGUGCCAGGAGAAGGGACUGGGUCAGCUUGGAGGUAUUUUUGUGGCUGCAGCCCAAAGUAAGCCAAGGCAGAGUGCCCAGUCCUGAGGCUGCAGUUGCAAGGGCAGAGUCUGGGGAAAGCAGCCCCAGGCUGCAGGAGGGUCACAGAGGGACAGAGGUGGCAGGGAGCAGGGUGGCAGGAGGCUGGCAGGGGGACAGAGAGCCCGGGGUGGCCAGGUCUGGAUGGGUUUCUCAUGUUGGCAGGGGAGUGAAGGCAGUGGGAAGGAGGCAGGGGUGUUCUGAGGGGCACUGCAGCUGCUUUGGGAGGGGGACAGGGCAGGGUUGGGCUCAGUGCAAGGAGCAGGAACAGCCCCAGAGCUCAGGAAGGUGCCUUGGCUGCUGCCUUGGUGCCACGUGUCCUGUGAGGCAUGGGGACUUCGACCUCUUGCUGCUGGGAAAAGCCACCCAUCCCUGAGGGAAGGGGCAGAGCCAGCCCCGGGCCAGGCUCUGGUGGGACUGGACUGAGGUGGCUGCAGUGAGCAGGGCAGACGGAGCAGGGAGGGAAAAAGAGAGAAAAAAUCCAAAGCCAGGCACUGGCAAACCAUGCCAGGGCUGUGCUGGGCCUCUCUGGCCAAGUUCUCAUAUGUAGCAUGUUUGUUUGUUGUUUUGUAGGUUUUUGGGUUUGUUUUUGGGUUUGUUUUUUUUCCUUCUGUUUCACUCACUGAUCUAAAACUCUGGGAAUGCAAACUCAGAAAGCUCCCCCACCAUAAACCACAGGCGUGCCCACUCCCAGCCCUGAUGGGGGACGAAGCUCUUUGUUAACUGGACCGGUUUGUGCCUCCAUCCCUCCCUCCCUCCAUCCCUCCUUCCCUGCCUCCCUCGUGCCUGCACCGAGCCCAGGGCUCACACUGCACCCCACGCACACAGACUGCUGCCCCCAGCAGCCCUGGCUGGGGUUUAGCCAUGAUCCCAGAGACACUUUCUCAGCUCCCCCAGCCCCUCCGUUCGCCUCCAGUGUAUUUAUGAAUUUCACAUGAAGUACUGUUUUAUUUUUUUAAAGACUUUGUAAAGCUUACCAGGGUUACAAUCACCAUUUUUAGAGCUGCGUCAGUCCACAAUGUUAAAAAAUCCAAUUUUUUUAUGUAUUAUAUUUUUUGUGUAUUUUUUUUAAUCCAGCUGUGAUGGGUUGUAUCAUAUAUUUGUUGUGUUUACUGUAUCUGUCCAACUUCAAAGAGAGGAGACUGUGGAGCUCCGAAAAAACUACGGUCUGCUAAAAAAAAAACCAUUAAAAUUAUUUGUUCAUGGGUUGGCUCAA